AAGGAAGCGGAGAGGGAGGGAGACGAGGUGCCGCCGCCAGCAGCCUUGUCGCUCUGCUUUCUGCAGCCAGUGCGGAGGACGGGGCAGCCCCCGCCUGGCGUCCCGGCAUGCUGAAAGUCACCAUGCCCUCCUCCUCCUCCUCCUCAUCGUCCUCCUCAUCGUCCUCCUCCUCCUCGGGCUCUGCGGCCGCCGGCCGCCCCGGGGGCGCCGCGCCCGACUACUGGAUCGACGGCUCCAACAAGGACACCCUGGCCCACUACUUCGAGCUGGAGUCCGAGCUGGGACGUGGGGCUACAUCCAUUGUCUACAGAUGCAGGCAGAAAGGGACCCAGAAACCUUACGCCGUCAAAAUGUUGAAGAAGACAGUAGACAAGAAAAUUGUCCGCACAGAAAUUGGAGUGCUUCUUCGCCUUUCACAUCCCAACAUCAUAAAACUGAAGGAGAUAUUUGAGACCCCUACCGAAAUCAGUCUUGUUCUGGAAUUGGUCACAGGUGGAGAACUAUUUGACAGGAUUGUGGAAAAGGGUUAUUACAGUGAACGAGAUGCUGCUGAUGCUGUUAAACAAAUCUUGGAGGCAGUUGCUUACCUGCAUGCAAAUGGGAUUGUGCACCGUGACUUGAAGCCAGAAAAUCUACUCUAUGCAACACCAGCACCAGAUGCACCACUGAAAAUUGCUGAUUUUGGACUUUCCAAGAUUGUGGAAGAUCAGGUGACCAUGAAGACAGUUUGUGGAACUCCAGGGUACUGUGCACCAGAGAUACUACGAGGAUGUGCCUAUGGCCCUGAAGUGGACAUGUGGUCUCUGGGGAUUAUCACCUACAUUCUACUCUGUGGCUUUGAACCAUUUUAUGAUGAAAGGGGAGAUCAGUACAUGUUUAAGAGAAUCCUGAACUGUGAAUAUGACUUUGUGUCCCCCUGGUGGGAUGAUGUGUCUCUGAAUGCCAAGGAUUUAGUUAAAAAGUUAAUUGUUUUAGACCCCAAGAAACGCCUCACAACUCUACAGGCUUUGCAGCACCCAUGGGUCACAGGAAAGGCAGCAAAUUUUGCACAUAUGGACAAUGCACAAAAGAAACUCCAAGAAUUCAAUGCCCGGCGUAAACUUAAGUGUUAUUAGGGAACUGUGACAGAGAAUCUCUACAGGGCAAAGAAAAAAGUUUUGUCAUUUAUGAAGUUCUUGGACAUGGUAGAUAUAAUUCAGUGAUGCUUUGCCCCUGCAGAACCGGCUAAGUGUGUCUAUUAACAUUGCUCCCUUCCAAAAGAUUUCUAUAGCCUUACAGCAGGAUUGCUGUGAAUUCAUUGAAGAAGCCGUAUAAUGUUGUUACAUCAAAAUGAUUUAAGAGCACUGAGCAAAGUCAUAAAAUUCAUUAUUUCUGAAUGAGCUGUUAUAUUACCUGCCCAGGAGGUCACAAAGAACCGUGUGCCUUUUUUGCAUGUUUUGGUAUUGAUUCUCUCUAUAUUCUUACACCUUUGAUCACUAGCUUGAUUUUCUGAAGUUCAGUCUAUUUAUACCAAUUUAGUCAACAAACUUAUACCUCUGUGUUUAAAAGCUGUUGCUUUUUAUGAACUUAUUUUUCAUUUUUUUUCUGUCAAAGGCUAAAUGACCAAUUCUGUAAUUAUUAAUUAAAAAUAAUUUAUUGAAGUUUGCAGUUAUUGUACAGUUACAAGUUUUAUACCUACAUACGUAUAAAAUGAACCAUAGAUUUGUAGAUAAUUAAUUCUUGUUCAUGAAAACAAGAACAAAGAAGAAAAACAGGCAGUGAAUAAAAACUAUGUAUUUUGUUAAUAAUAUAAGAAUAAUACAAAAUUACACUCUCUGUCCCAGCAUAUGAGACCAGUUACAGGCUUUUCUUUAAAUAAAGGAAUAUGUUACAGAAUAAUUCUAAAGCUCUCAGUGAUGAUUUGGUUUUUUAUAGAUUUGUUGAAUUUUUUUUUUCAUAAACAUUUACAUGCCUAGUGAGAGUAAAUGACAUUAAAAGUAUCUUUAUACAUUCAAAUAUCAAGUGGCUUGUUCUGUUUGUAACUUGUUUUCUGAAAUGCUCUCACCAUUUAAUAUAGAUACCUGUGAUUUUCCUUUAAGAGGUCUAGAAUCCCACCUUCAAAAUUCUUGCCACUUUUAUUGACUCAUUUUGACUUCAUAUUCUGAUGAUGAUUCUUCACUGACGCCAACUUUUAUAUAACCUGCUUUUUCAUUAGCAUCUUUUUUUGUCUGUUUGCUUGUUUUUGUUUGUUUGUUUGUUUGUUUGUUGCAUGUUCACCUCUACAAAACCAUCCACAAAUACAUAUAAUCCUUCUCAUCCCUUCCUUCCGCCCCCUCUUCUGUGAUGCCUAUGCAAACAGCCACCUAGGUCAAAAAGAGCUAGAGUUGUCAUACACAGAGAUAGUGUUUCUUCUUUCUUUCAUAUGUUUUUUUGUUUUUUGUUUUUGUUUUUCUGGCAAUAAAGGCAAGGGCUAAGAAAACUGUCUUUAUGUGUGUCCUCCCUUUUUGAUGUUUUUGACAUUUUAUACACCAUGAGAGCCUGUCCCCAAAAUUUACUUCUUUGUAUAUGUCUAUAAAUAUAUAUAUGUGUGUAUACAUAUAUAUGUGUGCAUAUGUGUACGCUUAGACCUAUGGGCAGUUGCCCAUAUGCCAUCCACUGGUGUGCUUGGCAUAUGCAGUAGUGAUAAAUUGUUUCCCUUGAAUAAUCAAUGGUAAUAAAUUUAUUGGUAAGAUGGAAAAGAACUCUGUUUUUGCCAUCUAACUUCAGAGCAGGAGGUCUGAAGUAGUUUUUAAAAAUAACGCCACAUGUGCAGAUGAAAUAAAAUUCCUGUUCAUGUUGGUGAACUUUGUAACCUUAUGAAAACAGCUCUUUUAAACCUCAGUCCAGUAUUUCAGAUGCUCUUCUAAAUCUGACUGAGCCCAUGCAGAUAUCUGGAUGAUGUUACCAUGAACAGCAAGCACCAUAAUGUUCCCCAGCACCUUGAUGCUAAGGCUAUAAUGCUGGCAGGCUGUGUCCUUUAAGGAAUGCUU
Molecule: messenger RNA, 3008 nt
Organism: Cygnus atratus (black swan)
Lineage: Eukaryota; Metazoa; Chordata; Aves; Anseriformes; Anatidae
Gene: CAMK4
Product: calcium/calmodulin dependent protein kinase IV
Exons: 11
Coding region: 108-1115 (335 amino acids)
Biological process (GO): protein phosphorylation
Molecular function (GO): calmodulin binding; ATP binding; calcium/calmodulin-dependent protein kinase activity
Source: RefSeq, a predicted model, not a curated record